Fundulus heteroclitus (mummichog) is the source of this 3432-nucleotide messenger RNA. RefSeq names its product glutathione synthetase. NCBI's taxonomy places the organism in Eukaryota, Metazoa, Chordata, Actinopteri, Cyprinodontiformes, Fundulidae. The coding region runs from base 705 to 2135 and encodes 476 amino acids. Gene Ontology annotation, molecular function: ATP binding; glutathione synthase activity; glutathione binding. The transcript has 14 exons. Gene Ontology annotation, biological process: glutathione biosynthetic process. The record is from RefSeq and is a predicted model, not a curated record. Gene Ontology annotation, cellular component: cytosol.
UCGCCCCCGGCUACUGGGUUUAUGGAGGUGUGCUGCUGCAUUCGCGGAUAACUGGAAAAUUGGCUUAUUCACCAAAACAAGGUGUAAUACUCUUUAUUGCUUCAACGCAACAUUAAUGUAGGGGUGCUCUGGGUAGUUUAUGAAUAGUUUGUCUCUGACCCUUGUCUGCUCACAGUAAAAAAAAAAAACUUGAUGUAGCAAGCGCAAAAAUCCGAAAACACUUUAAUUUGGAAGUUUUAGUUCCGAGGAACUUUAAACGCAGCGUCGAGAUUCACCCACGAAUAAGACGAACUAGUAGUUUUUCCUCUAUCGACGCACUCAUUUCAAGGGGCUGCAUGUAUUAAACUACAUGCCGAGGGGAAACGUUUCCUCCUGGUCGAUCUGAGCGCACGGCCUCAGAGGAAUUUCAAACACGGAGCACGGCGUUCAUGCGGCAUUUAAAACAGCAGUAUGGUUUAAUUUUUAACAAGCUUUUAACAUCUGUGCUUUUACGUUUGAUCUAAUAAACGUGGCAUGUUUAAUAAACUGACAUUUUUCCAAACUUUCUUUGCUUUUUCUCCGUGGCUGCCACGUCACCACGAUGGGUCAGCUGUUUAAACACGCUUUGCUGUUGAUGAGGAGCUUUGCGUGUAGAGGGCAGCUGGGAUCUAGAAAGGGAAAUUCGGUGCUGGUGGGCGUGGUUUUCUAAAUCUGAAUGAUUUGCAAUGGCCUCCAGCAUACCGGAUGAGGUGAUGAUGAACGCUGCUCUGAUAAAAGAAUUAGCCGAUGUGGCAAAAGAUGAAGCCCUUCUGCAGGGAGUAUUAAUGAGGACCAAGGAGACCCCGAACUCAUCUGAGUUGGUGACGUACGCUCCGUUCACUCUCUUCCCUUCGCCUGUGCCCAAACCCGUGUUCCACCAGGCUCUUGCGGUGCAGACCCACUUCAACACAAUGGUGGACAAGAUCAGCCAGGACACAGACUUCCUGCAGGAGGCUUUAGCCAGCACCAUUGAAGUAGACGAUUUCACUGCGAGGCUGUUCAAGAUCCACCAGCAGAUCCUAAAAGAAGGAAAGUCUCAGUCUAUUGUGUUGGGUCUCAAUCGUUCUGACUACAUGUUGGACCAGAAGGAUGAGAAAACAUCUUCUCUGAAGCAGAUCGAGAUCAAUACUAUUGCUGCAAGCUUUGGCGGCCUCUCCUCUCGCACGCCUGACGUACACAGACACAUCCUGAAGGUGUGCGGCAGGCUGGAGGAGAGCCGUCAGAUCCUGGCCAACAACCCUGCGGCCGGUCUGGCCAGGGCACUCGCCAAAGCCUGGGAGCUGUACGCAUCAGAGAGAGCGGUUGUCCUGUUCUUGGUGGAGGAAGUCCAGAGGAACAUCUUUGACCACCGCUACAUUGAAAGUGAACUCUGGAAGAGAAACAUCCCCUCAGUAAGAAAACGGUUUGAUGAGGUCUAUGAAACAGGAUCUCUUGAUCCGGACAAGCGGCUGUUUGUGGAUGGAAAAGAAGUAGCAGUGGUGUACUUCAGGGACGGUUACAUGCCACAGAACUACAUCAACGAACAGUGCUGGGAUGUUCGUCUCAUGAUGGAGCGCUCUCGGGCUGUAAAGUGUCCAGAUAUCAGCACUCACCUGGCAGGAACCAAGAAGGUCCAGCAAGUGCUGACCAGGCCUGGAGUUCUGGAGAGGUUUUUCCCAGAACGGCCCGAGGUGGUGCAACAAAUCAGAGCGACUUUUGCUGGCCUCUACACGCUAGACGUGGGACCAGAGGGUGACAACACGGUAGCGAUGGCCUUGGCAGAACCAGACCGGUUUGUUCUGAAGCCUCAGCGAGAGGGAGGAGGUAACAACAUCUAUGGCUCAGAGAUUGUCCGGGUCCUAGAGGCGGUGAAGGGGAGCACAGAGCGGACGGCCUAUAUCCUGAUGGAUAAAAUUAAUCCCGCUCCAGUACAGAACUACUUGCUGAGAAGAGACGCUCCCCUGGUGAUCAGUAACUGUCUGAGUGAGCUGGGAGUGUUCGGGGCGUAUGUCAGGCAGGGGGAGCACAUGGUGAUGAAUGAGUGCGUUGGUCACCUGCUGAGGACCAAGAGUUCAGAGCACGAGGACGGGGGCGUGGCCGCCGGCGUGGCCGUUCUGGACAACCCUCUACUCGUCUAACGAGUCACCAGACCCACACAGACUGUUGUCACACUGUGGCCCAGACUAAAAGACCAGGAACGCUAAAAAGCUUAGGUCCAGCUUCACCUCAUAGCACUGAGAGACGGCGCAUCCAUCACUCCAUUAGAGAUGCUGGGGACAGGAGUUCUUUGUGUAACAUGCUGUCAGAGGACUUCUAAGAACCCUUUUGGCAGAUUUUAAAGCGUGGAUUGUUCUGGUCAAGAAUGAUCCUGCUCUCACAUAUAACCUGACACGUUGUCAGGGUCGCACAUUUAAACCCAGCAAGGGAUGGGGAUGCCUAAAGCUUGUCUCGAUCUGCCCAAGUCCACAAAAACAGAAAUCCAUGUUCUCUUUAAAUGUAAAAUGUAUAGUCUGAUACGUUUUUAUUUCACAUCUGGCAAUGUUUCCAUAGAAUAUUCAGUGUUACUUAUAGGAAAAGAGAAAAUAUCUCUAAACAUUUAUUUAGAGAUAAAUGUGUUUCUAUAAUCGAGCUUCCUAUCUUUGGAGCAAGACUGACACCUAAUGGCAUUGAAGCAUAAUUACACUACUUGAACAGUUGACAGGUUUUCUUCCAUGUUCUCCUCUCCGCCUCCAGGGGGAGCUCUGACUGCAGCCCUGAUGGAAGUCUAGUUUGAUACUAAAGCGUUUUAUUGUUUGAUUGAUUCCCAAUAAAACGGGUAGCAAAGUUGUUACUCAAUUUAACAUCACAUAACAUAGCAGAAAAUCAAGAAAGUGACCUUAUGACUGCUUUUUUGUUUUUUUACAUUUUAGAUGUAGUUAAAGACUGAAAUUAUUGAAGAAAAUAAUGAAGUGAGUGAAGAAAUUAAGCUUCAGUCACUAUUGUUUUUUUUCUUAGUUGAAAAACAAACAUCUUUUCACAUUGGAAGAGAUAAUCUGAGUUACUACAAAAAAUAGUAACAUCUUUACAAGAAGAUUAACUGGACCACAAACACUGAUUCUGAAGUUCUCUACAACUGGAUUAUAAUGAAAUAGUUCAACGGCAAAUGAAGACACUAUGCUUUCCUUGUUAAAAUAAUAAAUUAUUAUAUAUUUUAUAUAAUAAAAUCAAAUGUGGGACUAUCUUAUCUAAAUAUAUUUUAUAUAUGAUGUACCAUUUCACAUUUAUCUUUCUGCCGGGAUUCAUAGUAGUCGCCUGCAGAAUAGUUUUGUGAAAGUUUAAAUGGUUUAAAUUAACACAAAUGAGUCUCAGCAGAUAAUCAACAUAAAUCGAUGACCAAAUGUUUUCCUCUGGACCAAAAGCAGAAAGUGGACAUUAAACGAAACAUCUGGAAACCUG